AAAGUAGUACACAUGCUCGCCCCAAGCAGUCGGAUAUUAAUCACUCAGUAUGGAUCAAGUCGGGUAAUACCCGACAGAGCGAAAUCAAAUUAGCAUAACUACCUAAAACGUAAAAAAGUUUAUUAUGGCGUAAUUGUAAACAAAUUUCAUCCAACUUGAGCAAUUCCAUGAAAGAGUGAUGUGGUCAAUUCCAUGAAAGAGUCAGCAGCUAAGGAUCUUCUGAAUGUGAGUGGUGACGAUUAUAAGUACAAGAAGCUUCUGCAGGAUCUCAUAGUUCAGAGCUUGCUUAGACUGAAGGAACCUGCUGUCUUGCUGCGAUGCCGUGAGGCGGACGUCAAUCUGGUAGAAUCUGUCUUGGAAUCCGCCAAAGAGGAAUAUGCUGAAAAGGCACAGGUUCAUGCACCAGAAAUUCUGUUGGACCAUCAAAUCUAUCUGCCACCUGCUCCUAGCCACCACAAUGUUCAUGCUCUUUCUUGCUCUGGAGGUGUGGUCCUGGCGUCCCGAGAUGGAAAGAUCGUGUUUGAGAAUACCCUCGAUGCACGUCUGGAUGUUGUGUUCCGUCAGAAGCUCCCCGUGAUCCGCAAGUUACUCUUCAGCCAGGUUGCUGCUUGAUGUCCGUGAUUGUAUAAUUGUUUUCACGUAUUAUGAAUUGCCAACUCUUAUGUCCAGAAACUCGAUGGUUUUGUAGAACAUAUCACCGAUUGUUUGGGGUUGUGUAUUUUUUUCGUGUUUGCCAAAUAACUUGCUAUUCGUAGAGAAUUCUGUUGUUUUCGUUAGUGUAUGCAAUAAUAAACAGAACGAAAAAAAUGUUUGUGGAAUUCAAGUGGUGACUUUUGUGAUUGAUCAUUUUUGCAUUUGGUGUAUGUCUAACGUCUGUGUACACUCAAUUGCUUUUCAUGC
Messenger RNA from Linum tenue, 900 nucleotides. The record is from the annotation of a GenBank genome assembly. NCBI's taxonomy places the organism in Eukaryota, Viridiplantae, Streptophyta, Magnoliopsida, Malpighiales, Linaceae.